GUUUGGGAGCGGAAAGAGCCGGCUCUUCUUGGUGAGCUGAGCCAAAAGAUCUGGCUCACUAAAAAGAGCCGGAAUUCCCAUCACUGGUCUGUCAGUGGGACCCAGAGCGUUUGUUUCAGACGGUUUGGGGUCAAAACCGGCCAGAAACAUCCACGGUGAGCCGCCUAGAGGUCUAGAGGGAAACUUACACAUUACAUUCACAAGACAAGUCGAAUCAGCUUUAGAAGAAGACAAUACCGAGCAUAAGAUGUCAGCGUCAUUAAGCGGGAAAUCACUGGCACUGAGUCAUGGAGCAAAUAUAAAGGCAAGGAAACAGGAUGGAUUUGUCAGAGUGAGGAAAAGUGAUUUAGAGAAGUUAACCACAGAAGUGAUGCAGCUGAGGGAGUUCCUGCCCAGAGUUCUGAACGGGGACCUGAUUGAAAUGCUGCAUAAAGCUCGAGCAGCUCAGACAAUGAAGGAGCACCAUGCACAGGAACAGGAGCAGAUGCGACAGGAGUGUAGGCACCUUCAGUCCCGAUUGGAUGCAGUGCAGACUGAAUGUCAGAAAGAGAGAGAGGAGAAGCUGCUGUUACGUGAGCAGCUGUGGCAGAGCGGAGCAGAGCUGCAGCAGCAGGCGGACUUCUGCUCUGGUCUGGGAUCUGCAGCCGGCAGUCUGCUGUGGAGCUGCUCUGCCAGUGAGGACACGGUCACUCGCUGGCUGGCUGACGGGAAGCUGCAGUCCUUCCUGGUUGUAGCUGCUCAGACUCUGGAGAGCUUCGUCAGGUCUCUGGAUGAGGAGGCCAAAACUCAAACUGAGGACCACAACUCCCAGGAGCACCAGUUUGUGCUGGCUCUGGCUGGAACCAUUACUAACAUCGCAGCGGUAACGUGUGGCCGGGAUUUCCUCUCCAGCUCGGCUCACGUCCUACUGGACACUCUGAUGAAGCUUCUAGAGCUGAUGAAGCCUGGUGUCUUCCCCAGACUGAAAGUGUUGAUGCUGAUGGCUCUGUAUAAUGUCAGCAUCAGUGUUAAAGGACUGAAGUGCAUCAGUGAGAACCCUGGACUCCUGCCUCUUAUCUGGACCCUGCUGGACGAUGGAGACUGGGAGGUGUGUCUCCACUCUCUGCGCCUCCUGCAGUCGGUGUUGUUGGAAGAGGAGGUGCUGCUCCUGCUGGGCUCUUCUCUGCUGGAUCCAGACCUCCAGGCUCGCGUCAGCCGACUCACCUCCAGUGGGCAGCCCAGCUUGAGACUGGCUGCCCAGCAGACCCUGGAGGACCUGCUGGCCCUCCAACAGGUGCCACAGUCACAACAUAUGUAGCUCCUCCUUAUGGCUUAUAAGUCAAAGCAAAGAAAUGCAAUUACAAUUUGUAUUUAGGGCUGAACAAUUGAAUUCUAACCAACGUUACGUUGUAACAAAACGCAAUUUUCAAAUCGCAAAAGCUGCAAUUAAUUUGUUUUAUUAAUGCUACGCAAUCUAACCAACCAGAGGGUCGGAAACACCUGGCCCCCGUGAGCCUCACGUGCACACACUGUCCUACGCUGCACGUGAAACAUGACAGUGAGAGUAGAUGAAGAAAACAACUUGUUAAAUCCCCCGCCGCAAGUGAGCGGUGAUGGUAAUGCAGCCAUUUGACACGCAACCAUAGUCAGAUGUUGAGACUUGUUCUGUUCUGCACUUUAGUGUGUGUGAUUUGUUCCUGUAACUGACUGGAGAUCAGUAAGAUUCACAUAUAUCUUUCAUAUAUUCAUGUUUUUCUGCAGUGCUUUGUUGUUCUUUGUUCCGAUCAUAAUAUAACAUGUUUACAAGGCUUAAAGUUAUCAAUAUUCUACUGUGAUUGAAGGUUUUCACAGUUCAGCAGCUAAAUAAAGACUUACUUUUUUUAUUUUAUAUUUA
Sebastes umbrosus (honeycomb rockfish) is the source of this 1873-nucleotide messenger RNA. Its product is annotated as heat shock transcription factor 2 binding protein. The record is from RefSeq and is a predicted model, not a curated record. Gene Ontology annotation, cellular component: cytosol. The transcript has 9 exons. The coding region runs from base 248 to 1297 and encodes 349 amino acids. Lineage: Eukaryota; Metazoa; Chordata; Actinopteri; Perciformes; Sebastidae.